This is a messenger RNA of Arabidopsis lyrata subsp. lyrata, 2721 nucleotides long. RefSeq names its product histone-lysine N-methyltransferase, H3 lysine-9 specific SUVH7. The transcript has a single exon. Gene Ontology annotation, molecular function: zinc ion binding; histone methyltransferase activity; protein binding. Bases 665 to 2692 code for a protein of 675 amino acids. The record is from RefSeq and is a predicted model, not a curated record. Gene Ontology annotation, cellular component: nucleus. Lineage: Eukaryota; Viridiplantae; Streptophyta; Magnoliopsida; Brassicales; Brassicaceae.
UAUAUAAUUCAAACCAUUGAACUUUUUAAAGAUAGUUUGAAUAAACUACAUAUAUACAGAAAAUAUUAUUUUAAAAAGGAAAGUAAAGAUAUUUCACAUUUAUGUUAAUUAUUUUUUGAGACCAAAAUGUAUAAACAUUAAUUGGUAGUCUAAGAUACAUUGAAUAACAUAGAAACAAAUCUAGGGGUUUUAAAUGACUCAAAAUUGAACGAUAAAGAUGAACCUAAUGGCUAUCACUCUUCUUGUAAAUAAGGACACAUCAUAUAUCCUAAUUGCCUUUAAAUAGAGGAUUAUUUUUACACUCUUCAUCAUUCUCAAAUCAUACACCAUUUUGCAUCUUCAACUAUUUCAUCCUUUUCGUAAAUUUCUUUUAAUACUCCGUUUCUCUCGUACUUACUCGGCUUGUUAAGGUGUGUUGAUUUUAUUUGUUGUUAACUAUUUCAUUUGUUUAUAUAUAGAGGUCGUGUUGAGGCAUAUAUAUGCAUUUUUUUAUGUUCAAAUUGUGAUUUAUUUUGUUUAAAUUGCUUGUUUAAUGUGUUGACACUAUUUUCAAGAUUCCAAUUUGAUUAAGAGUUCUUCUUAGUCCAAUGGUAUCAUCACUAUAUAAUUCAGAUCUGAACAUAUUGUUAUAAAAUUGCAUCUUAUUAUAAAAUUGAAUAAUAAUAUGUUCUUUUUUUCUUUUUUUCGGAUGCUGCAGAUGAAAUCCACAGAACAAUAUAAUUCAGAUGCUGCAGAUGAAACCCACAAAACAUCUGCAGUAUCUCCUCUUAUAAUGGUCUCACCGCUUCGUACCAUUUGCCCGUUUGAUGACUCCAAGGAUUGGUAUGAUGACUGGUAUGAUGAAGAUGCUGGUCUGAACACUGGUUCAAUCAAACGAGAACCAUCCGAUGAUGUUAAUGGUGAAACGGACGACUCAUCAGCAGCCCCUCCUCUAAUGGUCACACCGCUGCAAACAAUCAGACCAUCUGAUGACUCCAACAACAACUGUUAUGAUGUGGGUGCUGGUCCUAGUACUGUUCCAGUAAAGCGAGGGCGUGGCCGACCAAAGGGUUCAAAAAAACCGAAGAAGCCAAAAACAGAUGAUCCCAACAGCAGAAUGGUGGAAUCUUGUUCGAAUUUCGAUUCAAGGAUAACUGAAGUGGAGAGAGAAACCGGGAAUCAAGAGAUAGUUGGUUCGGUUUUGAAGCGGUUUGACGCGGUUAGACGGCGAUUAUGCCAACUAAACCAUCCAAAACACCUCCUAACAACAGCGUCAACUAAUUGCACGAAAUUGGGGGUCCAGACAAACAGGAGGAGGAGAAUUGGUCCAGUUCCUGGAGUACAAGUAGGCGAUAUAUUCUACUACUGGGGUGAAAUGUGCUUAGUCGGUCUUCACAAACAAACGGUUGCCGGAAUUGAUUAUCUGACGGCUGCAGAGAGUGCAGUGGACGGUCAAGCUGCUACAAGUGUGGUAACAGCAGGAAAGUACGAUGAUGAAACCGAGGAGCUUGACACAUUGAUCUAUAGCGGACACGGCAGAAAAGUCAAGUAUGGUCCACCGUGUGAUCAGGUUUUGCAAAGAGGAAACCUUGCUCUAGAAGCAAGUGAAAGAAGAGGGAAUGACGUUAGAGUCGUGAGACGGGAAGUGCAUAACAAUGAGAAGGUAUAUAUCUACGAUGGACUUUACAUGGUAUCAAGGUCCUGGAUUGUGACAGGAAAAUCCGGUUCUCAGGAGUUCAGGUUCAAAUUGGUGAGGAAACCAGACCAACCUCCUGGUUAUGCAAUAUGGAAAUUAGUUGAAAAGUUGAGGAACCAUGAAUCGAUUGAUCCAAGAGAGGGUUUUAUACUUCAAGAUCUUUCUUUUGGAGAAGAGCUUUUACCAGUUCACCUCGUUAAUGAAGUCGAUGAAGACGACAAAACGAUUCCAGAAGAUUUCGAGUACAUUAGAUCUCAGUGUUACUCAGGUAUGAAGCAUGAUCUCCAUGUUGAUGGUCAAGCACUAGGAUGCCAUAAUUGCCAAGGUGAGUCAUGCAGUCAUCAAAACUGCACGUGCAUGGGUAAAAACGGUGGCCAGUUACCAUACCAUAAAAAUAUUUUGGUUUGUCGUAAACCAUUGAUUUACGAGUGCGGUGAAUCUUGUACCUGCCCCAUCGAUUGCCCAAACCGAUUGGUUCAAACCGGUUUGAAACUCCACUUGGAAGUGUUCAAGACAACAAACUGUGGUUGGGGUUUACGUUCUUGGGAUCCAAUCCGAGCCGGAACUUUUAUCUGCGAGUUUGCUGGUGUGAGCAAGGCAAAAGAAGAAGUAGAAGAGGAUGACGAUUACUUGUUCGACACAUCUCGGAUUUAUCAUACCUUCAUAUGGAACUAUGAACCUCAGCUUUUGCGUGAAGAUGCUUCAAAACAGGUCUCUGAAGUUAUCAAUCUUCCGACACAAGUCUUGAUAAGCGCCAAGGAGAAAGGAAAUGUUGGUCGGUUCAUGAACCACAGCUGUUCGCCGAAUGUUUUUUGGCAGCCUAUUGAGUAUGAAAACAACGGUGUUACUUAUGUUCGCAUUGGACUCUUUGCGAUGAAGCAUAUUCCUCCGAUGACAGAGUUAACAUAUGACUAUGGAGUUUCCUUUGUGGAGAAGACUGGAGAAGAUGAAGUAAUUUAUAGAGGAAAGAAGAUUUGUCUAUGUGGUUUAGUCCAAUGUUGUGGCUCUUUUGGUUGAUUUGGACUUUAUAUCAUUUGUGUUUUUUU